AAAGAUUUUCUUCUUCCGUGCAACAACUCCAAAUUAUCAAGAUGUUUCGAUGGAUCAGAGCCCCCUUCUCCGGCGCAUCGAAACCCGCAGCUACCGCUGUAGCGCCAACCUUAUCCAAUAAAGCAGCCCGUGCUGCCGCCCGUGCCGCCGCGAGGGCUUCCGCCAGCAAUGGAGACCCGGCAGCAGCAGCGACAGCAGCGAUAGCAGCGGCGGAAGGAGCUGAGGCGGUACCUGUGAAGCCGGAGGACACGGUCGAAACGCUCUCGGUACAGCUGAAGAGGCUUUCACACGAACACGAGGCGCUGCACAAGCAUCACACCAGCUCACUGAACACGACGAAAACGGAGGUGAACUCGAUCAAGAAGGAGAUUGCGAAGGCGCUCGAGAAAUCGAAGUCCACCAGUGCCACCGAGAAGAGUCUGUCGAAGCUCACCGAGUCCGUCAACCCGCUGCCGUCGAGGAUAGCAGCUAUCGAGGCCGCGUUGGCGAAGAAGAGCACGGUUGUGCAGGCGGAUCUACACGGGCAGCUGCUGAACAAGCUUACGGCGCGGUUGGCCGCGUUGGAGAAGAAGGACGUGCACCCUAUAACCAAGCUCCUGCUGGAGAACAAGAUUGAUUGGGAAACGAUGGGAUUCUCGAGCGAGCAGAGUCUCGUCAAAUUCGCCAACGACCUGCCGCUGGCUAUUAAGACGAUCCUGCCGAAACCGGAGAUUGCGAUGAACGCCAAUGCCGGCAAGAUUGUCGACAUCUGGCCGCACCUGGCGAAGGACGAACAGAAAGUGGUGGCGAGUGUCUUCCCAGUGGUGUUUGGACGCCCCGUGGAUCAGUGGGAUAAUGCAACGCCGGAGGAGAAGGGAAGGAGUAUUGCCGAUUGGGCGUACAUGGCGGUGUGGAAGUUCUCGGGAGGAAAAUUGUAGACGCCUAACUAUGGGUGCUAUUGUAUCAUUGGAUCAUGUACUAUAUUAAGGCGUAUGGGGAUAAAACUGCUACUCUUCUUCCACUUCACUCAGGGCAAUUAUUCUUUCACUUCAC
This is a messenger RNA of Tricharina praecox, 1032 nucleotides long. RefSeq lists its product as uncharacterized. The transcript has 2 exons. The coding region runs from base 42 to 917 and encodes 291 amino acids. NCBI's taxonomy places the organism in Eukaryota, Fungi, Ascomycota, Pezizomycetes, Pezizales, Pyronemataceae. The record is from RefSeq and is a predicted model, not a curated record.